CAGAUCUUGAUCUCAGAUGCGGUGACGCGUUCUCAUAGUAACGCGUGGCGUUGUUCAGAUUCAGCUUCACCGGAAGCUGAACGAAAACCUUGCCAACUUGACCAUGACGGCUACACGAGAGAAACUAGUGGUCGCACAUUUCAUGGUCGGAAACACAUACCCGUAUACCGUACACGACUGGAUCGAGGACAUCACGCUCGCUGGUCGCAACGGUGUCGACGGUUUUGCCCUCAACAUCGGGAAGGAAGACUGGCAGAUAUCGCGCGUUGCAGACUGCUAUGAAGCGACAACUCAAGCCAGUAUAUUGCGCCCCUUCAAGCUCUUCCUCAGUCUCGAUAUGACCUCCAUCUCUGGUGCAACCGCCGAUGACGCCCACCUGAUCCGCGACUAUGUUUCGCGUUUUUCCGACCACCCAAGUCAGCUGCGGUAUCAUGGAAAGGUGCUCUUAUCGACGUUCUCCGGGGAGAACAGCUUAUUCGGUCAAGAAGACUUGGACAGAGCCUGGUCGUUCGUCAGGGAAAGCCUAGAACCCACAGCCGGUGAAAUACAUUUUGUCCCGGCCUUCUUCAUCGACCCGGCACGGUACGGGGCUAUAUCUUCCCUGGACGGUAUCUUCAACUGGAACGGAGGCUGGCCUAUGCAUUUGACUCCUCGAUCAUCUCGCCAUGAGAUUCAUAUGCCAAAGCUAGACGGCGACCUUGCCCAUCUCAAGCGCCUCGGAGGGCGAACGUUCAUGGCCGCGGUUUCGCCGUGGUUCUUCACGCAUUAUGGGCCUGACUCGUGGAACAAGAACUGGAUAUAUCGCGGAGACGACUGGUUGUUCGUCCGGAGGUGGGAGCAGCUCAUCGCCAUGCGUGACCAGAUCGACAUUGUGCAGAUUGUGUCUUUCAACGACUAUGGCGAGUCGCACUACGUAGGGCCCAUCAAAGGAGCGCAGCCCAACUCGCAAGCAUGGGUCGACGGCUUCCCGCACGAGCCGUGGCUGCACCUCAACAAGUACUACGCCCGUGCGUUCAAAGAGGGCGUGUAUCCUGCCAUCGAGGUGGACACCAUCUACAUGUGGGCACGGCCACAUCUCAAGGACGCUGUGACGAACGACCCCGUUCCGCGGCCACGAAAUUGGGAGCUCACCGACGACAUGAUCUGGAUAGUCAUCUUCGCCGUUGCCCCAGCGGUGGUCACGAUAGUUUCGUCGGAAGGCGGAAUGGACGCCCAGUUCGUCGACGUGCCCGCGGGCGUGACGAAGCUGUCUCACCCAGUGGACCCACGCGGUCACAUGGCAGCAGCGAUGGAGAGAAAUGGCGUCCUCGUCGCGCUGUGCUGUCCUGAGCGGGAUGGGUUCCGAUUCCAGGAACGGCCGGAGGUGUACAACUUUAACGUGUACUGUGCGAUGUCUAAGCCUCGUUGACGGGCUUCUGAAUCACGUCCGAAGGAUGGGGCUAUGCCACAUCUCUGCAUCCGUGCUCAGUGAAGGAUUCGCCUA
Molecule: messenger RNA, 1483 nt
Organism: Rhodofomes roseus
Lineage: Eukaryota; Fungi; Basidiomycota; Agaricomycetes; Polyporales; Fomitopsidaceae
Product: glycoside hydrolase family 71 protein
Exons: 11
Coding region: 104-1408 (434 amino acids)
Molecular function (GO): glucan endo-1,3-alpha-glucosidase activity
Source: RefSeq, a predicted model, not a curated record